AUGGCAGGCAGCUUCCUUCGUCCACUGGCAAUCCUACUGGUAGUUUCUCAGCUCAUCUUCUGGAGUGUUACCUCCUCAUCAAGUAAAUCCACAAACUUGCGGACUGAAGAUCAUCUAUUUUAUAAUAGUCAAGAUAUGUUAUCUUCUGAUCAGAACACCCAUCACCAGACAAUCACAAAGCAAGGUGCCGGGAGGGAGAAUUUAGAGUACAAUGAUUAUUCAGGAACAGGAGCCAAUGACCGCCAUACCCCUGACUCCCCUUCUGGCCCGGGGCAGAAUAAUUAA
Messenger RNA from Dovyalis caffra, 285 nucleotides. The record is from the annotation of a GenBank genome assembly. Lineage: Eukaryota; Viridiplantae; Streptophyta; Magnoliopsida; Malpighiales; Salicaceae.